Messenger RNA from Caenorhabditis remanei, 441 nucleotides. RefSeq lists its product as uncharacterized. The coding region runs from base 1 to 441 and encodes 146 amino acids. The record is from RefSeq and is a predicted model, not a curated record. The transcript has 3 exons. NCBI's taxonomy places the organism in Eukaryota, Metazoa, Nematoda, Chromadorea, Rhabditida, Rhabditidae.
AUGGUGACUGUAUGGGGACAUCCUGACCCGACAACCAGUAAACGUGCCGCAAAAUAUAUGAAUGGGAUCAAUUGGAAGAUGUGUGUUGAUAGCUGUUUUAAAGAUGCCACUUGCCUACUUGCAUACGGAAAUUCAUCUGAAUAUUGUGGAAUGUACACGUUUGGUGAUGUGUCGAAAGUGGAAAAUCUUGAGACUGUUGCUCUGGAUAAGAUUUACCUGGAAGCUGUGGACUAUGCCACUGUAAAACAGAGAUGUGUUUCAAUGGACGGUGCCUUUGAGGUCACCCUUUGGGUAAAGCUGUUGGUGGAACCUUUGAUUCAUACUAUUCAUUUUGGUAUCGAGUUGACAGAUAGCAAUACUUGGACCUGGACACUACCCGAGUUAAUGGUAGAUGAUUCUGGAUACGUUUGGGCAGAGAAUGAGCCUAAUCCUGAGAAGUAA